Alosa alosa (allis shad) is the source of this 2364-nucleotide messenger RNA. Its product is annotated as trichohyalin-like. The transcript is spliced from 2 exons. NCBI's taxonomy places the organism in Eukaryota, Metazoa, Chordata, Actinopteri, Clupeiformes, Clupeidae. The record is from RefSeq and is a predicted model, not a curated record. The coding region runs from base 1 to 2364 and encodes 787 amino acids.
AUGGACAAGAUCACCAAGGUGAGACAGGAGGUCGAACUCCAAAAGAAGAGUUUCGAGGAAGAGGUCCAGGAAAAGAAGAGAGAAGAGGAGCGGAGACAGCAGGAGCUGAAAGAGGAGUGGAUAAGGCUUGAGGGAGAGAGAAAGAAGAUGGAGGAGGAGAGGAGGGAGCUGGAGCAGAGGGAGUUGGAGUUCCAAAAGGAGAAAUUGGAGGAGGAGGCGAGGAUGGAGAGAGAGAGCGAGGCACGGAAGAGAGAGGACGAGAGCAGGAAGUUGAAGGAUGAGUGGAGAAAGAUUGAGACAGAGAGGAAGGAGCUUGAAAUGCAGCGGGAGAGCGCAGAGGUGAGGCAGAGAGAGUUAGAGGCCGCAUGGAGGUAUUUCGAGACUGAGAAGAGGGCCAUGGAGGAGGAGCAGGACACCCUGCAACGCAAUGAGGCCAGGACAAGGCGAGACCUGGAGGACGAGUGGGACAAGCUCAACACCGAAAGGAAAAAGAUGGAGGAAAGAAUGGGGCUGGAACUGAGGCAGCUGGAGUCCCUAAAAAACCAGCUCCAGGACAUGGAGCAGAAGAUGAGAGAGAGGGAGUCCCAGAGGAAAGAGAAGGAAAUGAAACAAAAAAGAGAGAUGGCGGGGGAGUGGAAGAAGAUUGAGGAAGAGAUAAGCCGAAUGGAGGCCCAGCAGAAGAGGUUCCUGGAGGAGGAAUGGCGGAAGAUCGCCGUGGAGAAGCAGCGCAUGCAGCAGCAGCGCAGCAUGGAAGAACUGGAGUGCAGGCAGCUGAAGGAGCGCGUUCAGGAGAAGGAGCACAAGCUGUCCGAGAAGGUGGCUCUGCGGAGAGAGAGGGAGGCGCUGAGACGACAGCAGCUGGAGGAGGAGUGGACGAGAAUGGAGACCGAGAGGAGGACCAUGGCGCUCCAGAGCCAGGAGAUGCACCUCCAGACCCAGCUGCAGCGGGAGAGACUGAUGAAGACCAAGCAGAAGCGCGAGAACCUGUUGGCUCUUGAGGAGCAGCAGGCCGCCGAGAGGAAGAAGAUUGAGCAGGACGAGAGGAGGCUGGAGAGGAGCCGCCUGAGGGUGGAGGCCGAGCAGAGGGAGGUGGAGAUGGAGAGGGAGAGAUUGCUGGCCAGGGAGAGGAGGCUGAGGGAACAGGCGUCUGCCAUGAGAGAGGAGGACUACGCACACCUGCGGGAGCUCGACGUCGAGUGGAGACAACUGGAGAGGGAGAAGAAGCGGCUGGCUCAGAGGAAGAAGCCAGGCCGUCCCGUGCCGGCCCGUACUGUGGAUUACAACAUAUUCUCAUCCUGUGAGUCAGACGAGAAUGACUUUGGAGUCAUGGAAACUGACACCAAACGUCAUGUCGUAUUCAAGCAACCAAAGCAACAGCGAGGAGGCACCCAACUGAGCUCAAAUGAGCUCAACGAAUCAGAUGAUUCCUCUCCAUGGGAUGCUGAUGAAAAUGCCUCUCGGCCAGUCGUUCAGAAAAAGAAGACCAGACGUCUCACCCCUCCUGAGCAAUCACCAGCCGCGGAAGUGGAAGCAAGCACCAGCCAUAUGGCAGAGCCUGUGGUGGAGAAAGCCAUUGAGAAAAAGAAGAAAGUUGUUAAAAAGAAGAAAGCUGUGAAAGAGCUGACCGAUGACAACCUGUUCAACCAGGAGCUUGUCAUGUUCAAGCAAGAGCUGAAGGCUGCUGCGAUAGUGGAAGCAAGCAACAACCACAUGAUGGAGCCUGUGAUGGAGAUGGCCGAUGAGAAAAAGCAGGAGCCCGAGAAAAAGAAGAAGAUUCAGAAAAAGAAGAUGGCUAAAAAGGAGCCGACUGAUGACGACCUGUUCAACCAGGAACUGGAGGCUUCUGCGGUAGUGGAAGCAAGCAACAACCACAUGAUGGAGCCUGUGAUGGAGAUGGCCGAUGAGAAAAAGCAGGAGCCCGAGAAAAAGAAGAAGAUUCAGAAAAAGAAGAUGGCUAAAAAGGAGCCGACGGAUGACGAGAUGAUUAACCAGGAGCUUGACUUGCUCAGGCAUGAGCUGGAAGCAGACAUGGAGAAUCAAAAGACAGCAACAGCAAACACAGAAACAAAGAUGGAGGAGGCAGAGGAGGAGGAUGACGAUGCUUUAAUCCGGCAAGAGAUGGAACUUCUGGAGCAGGAUGAAUCAACAAAGCAGAAAGGCAAAGACAAAAAGUCAAAAGGCGCCUGUAGUGUGGUCUCUCCUUAUUCAUACGCCGGCAUUAUCGGAGUGCCCGUCUGCCAAAAAUCAGAGCUGCCCCCUACCCUGUCUCUGUGCCCUGUCCCUUGUCCCCUGCUGCUGCCCGUUGCCCCUGCCACCCUCCACAGUGCCCCCGAGCCAUCUGGACCUGUCCAGACACUACUGUGA